Drosophila kikkawai is the source of this 2019-nucleotide messenger RNA. RefSeq names its product Autophagy-related 4a (gene Atg4a). NCBI's taxonomy places the organism in Eukaryota, Metazoa, Arthropoda, Insecta, Diptera, Drosophilidae. The record is from RefSeq and is a predicted model, not a curated record. Gene Ontology annotation, molecular function: protein-phosphatidylethanolamide deconjugating activity.
UACGGGCACACUUCGGGCGACGUCACUGCUGCUGUUAUCGUUGUAAUCAACAAAAAAAAAGAAAAUAAACCAAGCCAUUUCGCAGCCGACUGAUUAAAAUACUCGCUUAGUUUAUUAUCAGGGCUCCGACACUGCCAACACCAAAUGCCACCGCUGUGACCUCGGGCCGGAGCAGGAGCAGUGCUGCCAGCACAAGCAACGGCCAAACACAAAGGCCCCAACCGAAAAAACCAAAACGUCAUUGGCUGGCAAUUAACCAACAGACGGCGACGCCUGCAACGGAAGUGGAGGCGGUCUCGAUCCAGCUGCCACGCCCCCUCUACCACCGCCUCUCGGGCAGUAGAUGCUGGUGGGACUCAGCGAUCAGCUAGCCCGGAUUAUGGAGAGCGUCUUCGAGGCGUAUUUGGGACCGGACAGCGUCCUCGCCAGCGCCGUCGGCCAGGCUGUGGGUAGCGGCGAACCGGAGGAUAUACCUAGGCGGAACACGGAUGUCUGGGUCCUGGGCAGGAGAUUUAAUGCCAUACAGGAACUCGAGCUUAUCCGACGCGACAUACAGUCCCGGCUGUGGUGCACCUACCGCCAUGGAUUUUCGCCGUUGGGAGAAGUCCAACUUACCUCCGACAAGGGAUGGGGCUGCAUGCUCCGCUGUGGCCAAAUGGUCCUCGCCCAGGCCCUAAUUGAACUCCACUUGGGUCGCGACUGGUUCUGGACGCCAGAGUGCCGGGAUUCCACCUACCUCAAGAUCGUACACCGUUUCGAGGACGUAAGGAAGAGCUACUACUCCAUACACCAAAUCGCUCUGAUGGGGGAGUCUCAAAACAAGGCCGUUGGAGAGUGGCUGGGACCGAAUACAGUAGCCCAGAUCCUCAAGAAACUGGUGUGUUUCGAUGACUGGAGCUCACUCGCAGUGCACGUUGCCAUGGACAGCACUGUGGUUCUCGACGACGUAUACUCGCUGUGUCGAGAAGGAGACUCUUGGAAGCCGCUGCUGCUCAUUAUACCCCUACGUCUGGGCAUCACCGACAUCAAUCCACUCUACGUGCCAGCCUUAAAGAGGUGCCUUGAACUAGAUAGUAGUUGCGGCAUGAUCGGUGGUCGCCCCAAUCAGGCUCUGUACUUUCUGGGUUAUGUGGAUGACGAGGUGCUCUACCUAGAUCCGCACACGACGCAAAGAACGGGCAUGGUGGGCCAGAAAACCGAAGCGGGAGAACAAGAAUACGACGAGACCUACCAUCAAAAGCACGCUGCCCGCCUGAGCUUUUCCGCCAUGGAUCCCUCGCUUGCUGUUUGCUUCCUUUGCAAGACCAGUGACAGUUUUGAAACACUGCUAGCCAAGUUCCGGGAGGAGGUUCUUAGCCUUUGUUCGCCGGCUCUGUUCGAGAUUAGCCAGACUCGCGCCGUGGAUUGGGACACGGCGGAGGAUAUUGACUGGCCAACUAUGCCCGAUAUUGACUGGCCGGCGGGCACCUCGGACUCGGAUUCGUUUGCCCUAUUUGAAGAGACCGGGAGAGACGGCGACGCCGGCAGCAGCGGAGGCAGCGGCAAAAAAACCCAGUGAGAGCGCCAUCAUUUGAGUGGGUCACCGGCACAGAGCGAGCUCCCUCUCUCGCGACGCCUGCGCCGCAGCGCCGAAAACAGACGAAGCCGAGCCAGGCGAAAGUGGAGCAGCAGCUGAGGAUGCGGCCAGGGACGGGGGAAGAGGGCUGGAUGCGGAGGACGAUGGACGAUGCUGCGAAUGCAAUAAACUAAGGCUAAAGUGCAUAAUUAGACGACGAGCUGGUUGAGAUUUAGAUUUUAGAAUGUUUACGAUUUGUACGAAUGAGAGACUUAGCGAUUCAUAAUAAUGCUGUUUUAUUGUACGCGAUAUUGACUCCACGGGAGACAAUUUGGCAAGACAUACACACACAGACAGACACACGCUUUUUUGAUGAUCAAUUAAACAUUUUUAUGCAACGUUGUACAUGAAAAACCUAAAGAGAUCGAUCGCUUUACGCCAAGUGUCUGCAUAAUAUUCAUAUA